This is a messenger RNA of Aspergillus oryzae RIB40, 801 nucleotides long. RefSeq names its product F-actin-capping protein subunit beta (gene cap2). The record is from RefSeq and is a predicted model, not a curated record. Gene Ontology annotation, cellular component: F-actin capping protein complex; actin cortical patch; cytoplasm. Gene Ontology annotation, molecular function: actin filament binding. Bases 1 to 801 code for a protein of 266 amino acids. The transcript is spliced from 5 exons. Lineage: Eukaryota; Fungi; Ascomycota; Eurotiomycetes; Eurotiales; Aspergillaceae. Gene Ontology annotation, biological process: cell morphogenesis; barbed-end actin filament capping; actin cytoskeleton organization.
AUGGCUGACGCUCAAUUUGACAGUGCGCUCGACCUCCUGCGCCGCUUGAACCCUCGGGACACCAAGAAGAACCUUCAAGCGAUUACAUCUAUUGUUCCUGACCUCACUGAAGACCUCCUUUCCUCCGUCGACCAGCCCCUCGAGAUCCGUCGGUGCUCCAAGACCAAGCGUGACUACCUACUCUGCGAUUACAACCGGGAUGGUGAUAGCUACCGCUCCCCUUGGAGCAACGAGUUCGAUCCUCCGUUGGAUGAUGGAACUGUCCCUAGCGAGAGGGUGAGAAAGCUGGAAGUGGCGGCUAAUGAGGCUUUCGACGUCUACCGGGAGCUGUACUACGAGGGUGGUGUAGGCAGCGUUUACUUCUGGGAUUUAGACGAUGGUUUCGCCGGAGUCAUACUUUUGAAGAAGGGGGUAACACCGGGUGCGAAGAGCUCUGGAGAAUGGGACAGCAUCCACGUGUUCGAAGCUACCGAUCGGGCUCGCAUGUCCCACUACAAGCUUACCAGCACUGUUAUUCUCCAUUUGGCCAACGAGACCGAAUCCCUGGGCGAAAUGGAUCUGAGCGGUAACAUGACCCGACAGGUGGAGGUGGACUUACCUGUUGAGUCCGAUGCGAGCCACGUUGCCAAUGUUGGUCGACUCGUUGAGGAUAUGGAGCUGAAGAUGAGGAACCUGUUGCAGGAGGUCUACUUCGGUAAAGCGAAGGAUGUCGUGGGCGAACUCCGGAGUCUAGCUUCCUUGUCGGAAGCAAGCAAGGAGCGCGCCACCCAGCGGGAGAUGAUUAUGUCCAUGCACAGGUAG